This is a messenger RNA of Phasianus colchicus (ring-necked pheasant), 3285 nucleotides long. RefSeq names its product potassium voltage-gated channel subfamily Q member 3 (gene KCNQ3). Gene Ontology annotation, molecular function: voltage-gated potassium channel activity. NCBI's taxonomy places the organism in Eukaryota, Metazoa, Chordata, Aves, Galliformes, Phasianidae. Gene Ontology annotation, biological process: potassium ion transmembrane transport. Gene Ontology annotation, cellular component: membrane; voltage-gated potassium channel complex. The record is from RefSeq and is a predicted model, not a curated record.
AUGGGGCUGAAGGCGCGGCGCGGCGCGGCGGGCGGUAGCGGGGCCGGAGGGGCGGCGGAGGGGCGGCGGGCUGCGGGCGGCGGCGGAGGGGACCCCGAGCAGGGCUCGCUCGCCCUGGGCUCCGGAGCCGAUCGCGACGGGACGCUGCUGCUGGAAGGCGGUGGGAAGGAGGAGGGCGGCAAGCGGAGCCCUCCGGGGUUGGGGCUGUUGGCGAAGACCCCCUUGAGCCGCCCGGUGAAGAGGAACCACGCCAAGUAUCGCCGGAUCCAAACUUUGAUCUACGACGCCCUGGAACGACCCCGAGGCUGGGCGCUGCUCUACCACGGCUUCGUGUUUCUGAUUGUUUUGGGAUGUUUGAUCUUAGCUGUCCUGACAACUUUCAAGGAGUAUGAAACUGUUUCAGGUGACUGGCUUCUCUUGCUGGAAACCUUUGCCAUUUUCAUCUUUGGAGCAGAGUUUGCCUUAAGAAUCUGGGCUGCUGGGUGUUGCUGUCGCUACAAAGGAUGGAGAGGGAGACUGAAGUUUGCCAGAAAGCCUCUGUGCAUGCUGGAUAUCUUUGUGCUGAUUGCUUCAGUGCCAGUUGUUGCUGUUGGGAACCAGGGCAAUGUUCUGGCCACAUCGCUCAGAAGCCUUCGCUUCCUUCAGAUCCUGAGGAUGCUCCGAAUGGACAGACGAGGUGGCACAUGGAAACUCCUGGGAUCAGCUAUUUGUGCACAUAGCAAAGAGCUCAUCACUGCUUGGUAUAUUGGGUUCCUGACACUCAUCCUGUCCUCGUUUCUUGUUUAUCUGGUUGAAAAAGAUGUGCCUGAAAAGGAUGCUAAUGGGGUGGAGAUGAAGGAAGAGUUUGAGACCUAUGCAGAUGCAUUGUGGUGGGGCCUGAUCACCCUGGCUACAAUUGGGUAUGGUGACAAGACUCCCAAGACGUGGGAAGGACGGCUGAUUGCAGCUACAUUCUCACUCAUUGGAGUGUCUUUCUUUGCUCUUCCUGCAGGUAUUUUGGGUUCAGGAUUGGCACUGAAGGUCCAGGAGCAACAUCGUCAGAAACAUUUUGAGAAAAGAAGAAAGCCAGCAGCUGAACUCAUCCAGGCUGCCUGGAGAUACUAUGCUACUAACCCCAACAGAAUUGAUCUUGUUGCUACCUGGAGGUUUUACGAAUCAAUUGUAUCAUUUCCAUUUUUCAGGAAAGAGCAAUUGGAUGGUACUGCCAGCCAAAAGCUGGGUCUCUUGGAUCGGGUUCGUGGUACCAAUACUAAAGGAAAGCUAUUUACCCCUCUGAAUGUAGAUGCCAUUGAAGAAAGUCCUUCAAAAGAGCCUAAGAAUGUUGUCUUGAAUAAUAAGGAGCGUUUUCGCACUGCAUUCCGAAUGAAAGCGUACGCUUUUUGGCAAAGCUCAGAAGAUGCAGGAACGGGGGAACCUGGGGGAGAAGAGAGAGGCGACAGUAGUGACUUCCUUAUGGAAGAUAUGAUUCCCACAUUCAAGACAGCCAUCAGAGCUGUCAGAAUACUACAGUUUCGUCUCUAUAAAAAAAAAUUCAAGGAGACUUUGAGGCCUUACGAUGUAAAGGAUGUGAUAGAGCAAUACUCAGCAGGGCAUCUUGAUAUGCUUUCCAGAAUAAAGUAUCUUCAGGCAAGAGUAGAUAUGAUUUUUACACCUGGACCUCCAUCUACUCCCAAGCAUAAGAAAUCCCAAAAGGGAGGAGCUUUUUCUUACCCUUCACAACAGUCUCCCAGAAAUGAUCCAUAUGUAGCCAAAGCAUCUACAGUAGAUACUGAAGACCAAAGUAUGAUGGGCAAAUUUGUUAAAGUUGAACGACAGGUAAAUGACAUGGGGAAGAAAUUGGAUUUUCUUGUUGAUAUGCAUAUGCAUCAUAUGGAACAGUUGCAAAUACAAGUUGCUGAGAUAAGUCCAUUGAAAGAAACUGCUUCUCCUGCAAAGGAAAAGAGAGAAGAAAACAAGUAUUCUGAAUUAAAAACAGUGAUCUACAAAUACACUGAUCAGUGUACUCAUGAAACUCCUUACAACUUCCAGCAAGUUCCAGUCAACAAAGUCAGUCCUUAUGGUUUCUCAGCGCAUGGCCACAUGACUCAUUCACAGCCUCUUUCAACAGGUGGGCAAAACUCUGGCAAACUGCAAGCCACACCUUCCUCAACAUCAUAUGCAGAAAGGCCAACAGUUCUGCCUAUAUUUACAUUAAUGGACUCCCAGGUUAGCUACCACUCCCAAGGAGACAUGCAAAGCCCUUACUCAGAUAAAGUGUCUCCAAGGCAGAGAAGGAGCUUGACAAGAGACAGCGAUACCCCAUUGUCCCUUCUCUCCGUCAACCAUGAGGAACUUGAGCGCUCCCCAAGUGGCUUCAGUAUCUCCCAAGACAGAGAUGAUUUCCCAUUUGGCCCCAAUGGGGGAUCUGCGUGGAUGAGAGAGAAACGCUACCUAGCAGAGGGGGAAACAGACACAGACACCGACCCUUUUACACCAAGUGGCUCCAUGCCUUUGUCUUCAACAGGGGAUGGAAUUUCAGAUUCAAUAUGGACCCCUUCAAAUAAGCCAGUUUAGAAGUGCGUGGGGGGGUAGUCACUGGCUGACUUCUCCGUGUAAUGUAAGCAUACUUUGUAUAUCUCACUUACUCUGCACCCAAAGCUUACUAGUUCAAAACACCAAUGGCUGCAUAAGAUGCAUGUGAUAUUAGUGGUAGUCAUUCUGCACCAUUUCAUACAAUUUACUAAUGCAGUUUUUUUCAUGCUACCAAAACUAAGGAGCUUAGUUUUGAGCAUGGUUUGCAUGACUUUACCCUAUAUAAAUGGUACAGCUGAUUUCUUCUGUGAUUCAUACUAUCUGAUAUUCUUCAAUACAACCAACAAUGGUGGAUUGGUAACAGCCAAGAUAUGGUCCUUGCUACACUUUGUAAACAGAGCAGCAAAGUCAAAUUAGUUUCAGGAGCACUAUCCUUUUGUGGAAAUAAAAAGUCUGAAUCCAUUUUCCUAUUUAAGUAACUCAAUCUCUAUCCUAUCUAGCCAAAAGCAUAUAAUAUUCAAAGCAGGGAAAAAGCUGUCAAAGUAAACGACCUUACUGAAAUAGUUUUGUAAACUAAAUGCUUCUCAUGUGAUCUAUUAUAUAACUACCUAUGAAAUACAAUGCUAAAUUGAAGUUAGGGGUAGAAUUAAAAAUGAUGAAAGCCACCAACUGAGAUCAGUUUUGGAUAUUUAAUUACUGCAUAAAUUCCUCAAACUACUUUGAAAAUUACCACUAGUGAUUAUAAAAUUGCUGGAAAUAUGAUUACAAUCCUAU